GAAAAGCUUGGUGUGGUGAACCCUAAGCGGGAACAAAACAUACGAAAAACACCCACAAUUCUCCACCCCGCAAGAUGUGGACAAGCUAAGUGGAUGAUGACCACCACGGACCGAGGGAAAGGGGUGGAGGAGGGGGAGAAUGGUGGGGCGGCGGCGGCAGCAGCAGUGGCGGCAGUGGGGGGAGGCUGCACCGACACUUCCAUUGACCCACCCCCCUCCUCCACUUCCUCCUCCAACUCCAACUCCUCCUCAGCCUCCAUCCCCCCAAGUGGAGUGAUGGUGCCGGGGGGGCCAAAGGGACCUGAUGGCACUGUUAUUGAGGAGGUAAUGACAGCUGUGGUGGGCAAGAAACAGCCGGUGCGAGGCCAGGCGUUCCGAGCACCCAACGGAGAGUAUGUGUCCUAUCUGUGCACCGACGACAGCACACUCUACAGGCCUGGAGAUUCGGUUUACAUCGAGAGCCAGCGUGUUGACCAGCCCUUCUUCAUCUGCUCAAUUCAGGAGUUCAGACGCAGCAAGCGUGACAAUCUCAUGGUGAACAUCAAGUGGUUCUACCGGCCCUCGGAGGUCCCGGAGACAGUGUACCAGCGGCUGGCCCAGGACCGCAACACUGAGAAUAAUAACAAGUCGUUGGUGACUGACGAUCCGGUGAUCAAGUCGCGGGAACUGUUCAUCUCAGACGCCACAGACACGUACCCCGUGUCUGUGCUGCGCGGCCUGUGCAGGGUCGACCACUACUCUGACAUACACUCCGUCAGGGACUUCCUGCCUGAGGACAACUCAUUCUUCUACAUCCUGGGAUACAACCCUGAGACGCGGCGGCUGGCCUCCACACAGGGGGAGAUCCGCGUGGGACCUUCACACCAGGCUAAGCUGCCGGAGUUCAAGGGCAAUGUAAUAGUGGAUGAGCGGCCUGAGGUGUGUGCUGACUGGGAGGAGCAGCGGUGGGUUCCUGGGGCGUCGCGGGACACAGACCUCCUGAUGUACCUGAGGGCAGCGCGGUCCAUGGCUGCGUUUGCUGGCCUGUGUGACGGAGGCUCCACCACGGACAGGUGUAACGCAGCCUCCAGGGACGACACCACUAUCAAUGCUCUGGAAAUGCUGCACAACAGUGACUAUGACCACGGCAAGGCUCUGCAGGCGCUGGUCAAGUGUCCUGUACCUGAUGGCAUUGAGAAAAAGUGGUCAGAGGAUGACAGGAAGCGGUUUAUGAAGGGACUGAGGCAAUAUGGCAAGAACUUCUUCAGGAUCCGCAAAGAUUUGUUGCCCCAUAAAGAAACGAGUGACCUUGUGUCCUUCUACUACCUGUGGAAGAAAACCCCCGCAGCGGCCGGCCACAGACCACACCGCCGCCACCGCCGCCAGAAUGUGCUGCGGCGAAUAAGGACUCCCCGAGCACAGCGCAACACAGGCCCCAGCGACCCCCUGGACCCCUCCUCUGCCUCGGAAAAGGAUGAUGACUCCGAUGACUCCGACUCUAAGGACCGCCAGGGGUACCACUGCCGCCACUGCUAUACCACCUCCUCCCGUGACUGGCACCACGCUGGGAAGGACAAACAGCUGCUGUGUUAUGAGUGCCGGAUACACUUUAAGCGCUACGGUGACCUGCCUGUCAUCACCAACCCUCGGGAGCCUCCACCUGGCUCUGGCCGCCCUCCACCCACACCCACAGAAGAGGACUUACGGAUGAGGACACGCACUCGCUCCAAGGAGAUCAGCACCAGGCACCGCGCCGCCCGCCGCUCCCGAGCCAACACGCCGGACAUCACAGAUGAGUGCCCCACGCCAGACAGGAGGACACCAGAUCGAAGGACACCGGACCGCAGGACUUCCAGAUUGUCCAACUCACCCGCCCCAAAGAAGAUGGAGGACAAGAAUCCCCAGCGUGCGAAGCGUGCCAUGGGUUCUGAUGAUGCCUCGGGCUCCUCCACCCCAAGCAAGCGGAGGCGGAAUGGUGGAGAUAUGUCAGGGCUGAGUUCUGAGGAGAGCUCUGAUGAAGGGGAUGGCUGCAGUGGUGACCCCAGCUCCCCCUCCCCCAUGAACCCCUCCAACCCCACCCCUCAACUCAUGCCUGUCUCAACCCCACAGCCUGAAGCCCCUGUCCCCUCCCCUGUCUCCCAGCAUCCCCCCACCCUCACCACCACAUCUACUGUCACUGCUACCACCACCACUACCACCACUCAUGCUACUACUGCUGCUACCACUCCUCCCCCAACCACCACUUCACUACCUCCUAUCAUCCCCACACCAUCCUCCACCAUCACCACUGCCACCACCACUACCACUGCAACCACCACCACCACCACCACCUCCAUCCCUACACCAACCCCAGCCUCCAUUCCUCCAGCUACUACUAUUGCUACAUCUUCUCCAGCUGUCACUGUCACUGUUCCUGCUGCACCCCCCUCCUCCACUGCUACUGCCCCACCACCCCCACCUCACCCCUCCUCCACCCCAGCUCACCUCCUCCCCAUCUCCUCAUCAGUGCCCCACUCCUCUGCCCCUCCACUACCACCCAAAUCCAGGCAGCUGGUGCCUGCAGGGUCCCUGUGGCCCAUCCUGCCCCCGUCCCCUGCCUCCAUCCCCGUCACCACAACCACCACCACCACAGCCACCACCACCACUACCACCCCACUGGCCCCAACCACCCAGGCCACCCCCACCUGGAGCAAUGUGGUGCAGGCUCCACUUGUGUCCACUGCCCUGCCCCGCCUCUCCCCUGGUGGGCCGGUACCUCCACCUCCCCCAGCACAUUCUGGCUCUGCCAUCCAGCCUCAGGUCAUCACCCGAAUCUCUGCUCCCCCAGCACCCCCACCCACCCAGGCCCCACCUUCCACCCCGGGUAAGCCCCUUGCUGUGCCUCCUGGGGUGCCCAUCACUGGGGCAGGUGUUCUGGGACCAGGCCUGGGACGUCCCGGGAUGGGUCCCUGUCGGGUGGUGCCUCAGUCUGUGCCUCCUAUAGUGCCCCGCACCUCAGCCCUGACAGUGGUGGCUCCUGUGGCAUCAGUGGGGCCUUCCCCACCCAUCACCGCCACACCCAGCCCUCUGCGCCCAACUCCCAGCCUGGAGGAACGGGGCUCAGUGGUGCGUGCCCCUGUCAGCAGUGUGCCCCACAGCGUGGUGGCCCCACAGACCACAGCUCCUGCACCGAUUCCACACGACAAGCCCCCCAAGGUGAAGUCCGAGGCAGAGUUGGGGAGGUAUCCCCCAGGGCUGUACCACCCUGCCCUCAGACCCCCACCCACUGCCCAUGGACACCCUCCUCCAUCUCCCUCACACCACCCACCCCUCAGCCAACCCCCAACCACCUCUGCCACAAUGUCAGUGGCCAGCACUGUGCCGGGCACAUACCCGGCCAGUGUGGCGGCUGCCUUGUCCCGCCCACCACUCAUCUCCACCUCAGGCAUGCUCCCCCACCCCCCCACUGCCCCCAUCAAGCCUGAACAGAUCAAGAGGGAGGUUGAACCGCCCUUCAGGCCGGACAAGAUCAAGUAUGAGCAUCCGGUCCCUCCCGGGCCACACCAUCCCAGCUCCUCCCUGCCGCCGCCACCACUUGAAGUGUUCAAGGGGGAGGUGCCCAAGGUGGAGCCCAAGGAGGAGGUGAAGCAGGAGCGCGGUGACCGUCCAGAGAUCAUCGCUGAGAUAAAGUCUGAGCCCAGGAAUGAUAUGCCCAAGCUACCCCCCAUCACCUCUGCCUCCGCUCUGCCGCCCGCAAACCUGGGCUCCCUCCCUGUUAGCCUGUGCAUCCCUGGUUAUCCCUACCCCUAUGCUGCCUAUGGCUACCCUCUGCCCCUGCAGUACUCCUACCCUGGCCCGGGCCACCCCCGCACCACGGCCUCCACUCUCCACCGGCCACAGUCCCCCUCGCAGCGGCCAAGCAGCGCCGGCUCCUCUGCCCCGCCACCCCCUGUGUCCUCCAGCCGUGCUUCACCCCCAGCACCCAUCUCCACCACCAUCUCCUCCUCCACCAUCACCACCUCCUCCACCACCACCAAGCCCUCCACCAUCCCUGGCACCUACGCUCCGUCUCACCUGGGCCCAGCCAUGUUUGCAGGCCGGCCAGGUGUUCCCACACACCUCUCCUCCCCCAGCAAGCUGCCAACUAGUCAGCCCCCGGCAGCCCCACCAGGGUUGAGGCCUCCUGGCCCUGCCGUAGGCCUCCCUGGCAUGUCACCGGGGAUACCUCCUGGCUUGCCCCCUGGCCUUGCAGCCACUUCCACCGGACAGCCACCCCUGCCCACUCCCCCAGCAGCCCACACAGGACCAGUGCCCGUCAACCUUUCUCGAUCCUCCACCCCUGCAGCCAGCCAGCCCCCAACCACUCAGGCCCUGCCUGCCACAGUGCCCCCCAGCCACCCAUCCUAUCCUGGGGGCCCUCCAUCUACCCUGGGCCCCACUGCCGCCCAGCAUGACGAGGAACAUGACGACGGGGACGACGACAUUCCUCUCCACAGGGAGCCAUCACCGGAACCCAAGAUUGAGGACUCUGAGUUCCACCGCUCUGAGAGUGCCAUUUUCCUGCGUCACUGGAAUCGUGGUGAAUUCAAUUCUUGCACUCGCACUGACCUCACCUUCAAGCCAGUCCCCAACAGCCAGCUGGCUCGGAAGAGGGAGGAGAGGCUGAGGAAGCAGGCAGAGAAGGAACGAGAGGAGAGGGAGAAGAUACAGAGGAAAGCCAGCAGCAGCACACCAGACAAGAGGGAGACGCCUAAAUCUUCAAGCUCUGGAGGAAGCUCUCUGUACGAUCGUAUGCAGCCCAGGAACCCCAUUGAAACUCCAGCCCUCUCCAGACUAGGGGAGUACGCCCGUUCCCCCGCUGGUGUGUCUCCGGGUGCAGCUCGUCCCCCGGGUCUGGGCCUUCCAUCAGGUCUGGGAGCAGCACCGCCACCUGGCCUGGACCCUCUGCUGCACUACGGCAGCAUGCUGUACCCGUCGCCAGCGCCACAGGAGCGGCUGGAGCUGGAGGCGCGGGAGAGGGAGCUGAGGGAGCUGAGGGAUCGAGAGCUGCUGACAGACCGCAUCAAGCAGGAGAUGCUGAAGCGGCCCCUCAACCCGGCUGACCCUGCCUACUCUCAUGGCCUGUCCCCACACUGGCUGAGUGGGGCACGCUUCCCUGGCCUACCUCCGCCAGUCACCCUGGCUUCAGGCUUCCCGCACAGCCACCCCCUGUACCCCCCAAGUCCCUCGGUGUCAUCCGCCAUGAUCGCCAACGAGCGGGACAGACUGGAGCGCCUCGGGUUGCCAGCCACCACCAUGGGCCUGACCGGGGCCGCUCCUCCCUCGGACAGCCCCCUGACCGUGUCCUCUGUGGAGCGGCUCGCCCUGGCUGACCACAUGCAUCGGCUGCAGAUGUUCAACGAAGUUCAUGCCCAUACUCACUCCCACGCCCACACCCACCUGCACCUUCACCCAGGAGCAGCAGCAGUAGCAGCCGCUGGGUAUCCCCCUCGACCACUGCUGCGGCCAGGCGACCACUCCCCCCACCAGCUGCCCCCAGGUUACGCUCCCCAGAGUCACCACGCCUUGCUGGGGAGGCCGUACGAGGAGCUGGCACACAUCACGGCAGCCCACGCACACGAACUACAGCGGCAGAUGCUGAUAGAGAGAGAGCGCUUCCCACACCUGGCACCGGGAGGACCCUUCAGGCCAGAGUAUGGGCACGGGCGCUAGGACACCCCGGCCACCUCCUCUUAGUGGACACCUGUUGAGCCAUUGAUGACUGAAACCUUGAAAUGGGGGACUCAAACCAAGGAACGAUAUGAGGACUACCUUUGUUACUUCUAAAGGACUCUAGGUGUGGCAAUCCUUCAUGCCUCCUCCCAGUGACACUUGGGUGAUAAACUAAGGGUGUUCAGGCACGGGUGAGGAAGGACAGCGAGGCAGCCGUGCCCUUCAAUCUGCCUUCUUAGGGCCCCCACUGAGCAGUACGGGUGCAGUUUACAUUAGGUUUGCUCUCCUUCCUUUCUGCUGUUGUAUAAUGCUGCUCUUAUUAUUUAUUUAUCUUCAGGGUUGUUUUGCAAUCAUUAAGGGAAGCAACGUAGAGGAAGAGGUUUGUUAGUAAGACUCGAGUACCUUAUAGGAGAGGUUGUAAUGUUGCACUUGUUAUGAUUUUGAUUAUUAUUGCGUUAUUGUCAUCCUACCGUGAUUACCUCAGUGCUACAGAAAGUGAGUGAUCUAUACCUGUCUGUACUUCCCUUGCUCAUAACAUGAAAGACACUGAGGCUUGCAGCCCUCUCACCUGUCUCACUAAGAGUAGUAUUAUUUUGUUAUUAUUAUUAUUAUUAUUAUUAUUAUUAUUAUUAUUAUUAUUAUUAUUAUUAUUAUUUAUUAUUUUUUUAUAAUUUUUAUUAAUUAUCAUUGAAAUAAUAUUAUUAUUAUUAUUAUUAUUAUUAUUAUUAUUAUUAUUAUUAUUAUUAUUAUUAUUAUUAUUAUUAUUAUUAUUACUGUUACUACUACUACUACUUUUGCUGCUACAUUAUUUAUUUUGUGACAAAGACAUUUGAAAGAAUUUGGUGCAAUGUCUGAAGUUAAUUACAGCUGUUAGUUGAUUGAUUGGUGUGAGUCACAUAGUUUGCUUGUGUGUGUGUGUGUGUGUUUGUGUGUGCGCGUGUGCAUAUGCGUGUCUGCAUGUGUGUGUGGACGCAUGCAGACCUCUGUAUUUGUUUUAAAUUUUUAGGGAACUGAGUCCAGCUUGUGUCUCAUGUUUUAGUAUGGUUUUAUCACAUAUAAAGAUAUAUAUAUUUUCUUUUAACUGAAGGAUUUCACACACAACUUUCUCCUCAUAAUAUAUUCCACUGAUAUGUUUGAAAUGUCCAGAAAGCUGAAUUUACUCACAUGUGUGUGUGUGUGUGUGUGUGUGUGUGUGUGUGUGUGUGUGUGUGUGUGUGUGUGUGAGAGAGAGAGAGAGAGAGAGAGAGUAGUAUUGUUGAGCACAUACAUAGUAUUUCUCUGAGACACUGAUAGGUUUGCAGGUGUCAUUUUUCUAUGUAACAUCCUUGGUACGAAGCCUGUGUGUCUUGAUACAUACCUGUGUUGGGGAAACAGCUGGCAGUUGAAGUUGUUCAUGGAUACACACAGAUAUACACACACACACACACACACACACACACACACACACACACACACACACACACACACACACACACACACACACACACACACACACACACACACACACACACACACACACACACACACACACACACACACACACACACACACACACACACACACACACACAAAGCAGUAAAUAGAGAGCUAUAUUAGUCUACUCUGUAAUGUAACUUACCAGUACCAUACUUUAUAUAAUGUUAAUUGGACAACAUAUCACAGCACCAGGCCCAUAGGGAGGUAGUGGUGCUGAGGGCAACUGAACCAAUAUAAACCAAAAUAUUGUAGUUACUAGGCUAGUUAUUCCAUUUGUUAAGUCUUGUGACACCCUGGGCCCUCCCCUGCGUGUGUGUGUGUGUGUGGAGGGCUGGCAGGCAAUGUUUUAAGGCCAGAGGCUGGAAGUGAGUUUGUACUUGAACACAUUGUUGUAUUGUGGAGUGGCAGUGUAAAUAGAACUGCUGGCAAUGAUGCACUUGUCUGCCAUUUGGUUUUCUUGCUCUUUAUCUUUUGUUUAACCUUCUCUCACUUUUAUCAAAGGAAAUCCCAGUUCUUAUUUAUAGAAACAAAUGACUGAAUUCAGCUGUGUAACCAUUAAUUGUACCUUUGUAUAUACUGAGGUCCUCCACAACCAAAACUGUUGGCACCAAGCACGAAUCCAUAGCAUCUGUGAUGCUUGCGUGCCGCUGGCUAUCAGGCUGGCAACAGCCCUCGGUUGAGCCGAGCGACGACCACGGCAGACCCUGGGGCAGCGAGUCACCCUCCCAGCCGCCUGCCGCUGGGUGUGGCGGCGUCCUACAAACACUACCGUACAUCCUGUUCCUAUAGCACAUAAUCACUCAAGCCUGGACUCAGAAUUAGUACUAUUUGCACUUUUUUACUGACAGAAGCCUUGUGUAGUUGUUAAGGUCAAAGCAAUUGAUCACUUGUUGACUUAAUGUACAGCAGAAUUGUCAAGAGUUCAAAUGUGCAGUUCCCUUGGUUUUUGUUGUGUAGCAUUUUCUAUCACAAUUCACAAAUGUCAAAAAUAUAUACCUAUAAAUACUAUAUAUAUGAAUUACAGAAGUGCAAAUGAAAAAAAUUAAAGCAAACACUGCAUUCCUAUUUCCCUACAAGUGUUUCAAAAUUCUUUCCACGGAUCAGUGACUCCUACGCAUCAGGUCACACACCACUGCCUUGAGACACUCACCCCUCAGCCACACACAGGCCUGUUCAGCUCAGGGACUGGCAUGCUCUCCCCUGGACCUCCUUACCUUGUAUUAAAGCUAUUUGCUCUUAUGAACUUAGCACAACCUAGCUCUUCCAUACUCCUCCCAGAAUAUUGCAUCAUUGUGUGUACAAGUUUCACUAUUGGCUGUGGUGUCUGUUAGUUAUGGUUGGAAGUUAAGUAACAUGGAGCCCUCACUUUCCUUGUGUAUCUUGUUUUCCUCAGUGGUAAGGCUCCUGAUCUCAGUCUCCUUUCAAAAUCUGACACAGUGUUUAGAAGAGGGCAUGAUACUGAGGGAAAAGUUAAAGCAUAGGAGUGGUUGACUCAUUACUUGACUUCCAACCAUAACUGGAAUUUUUACUAUUUAUGAUGGUACAUAAUAAACUCAAUAACCACAAGUCCCCAGCCAUUAGCAUGUUUGUAGUGGACUUGUAUUGGCUGCCAGUCCUGGUCCCUCAAGGCAGUGGCUGUGUUGUGGACCUUCAAUUUCCUACUGUGAUAACACAAGACGACUGCCUGGUGCACAGUGCCACGGCUGUACUGUGCUGCUCCUCCCCAUCCACCUCCUCUCUGCCUAUUCCUCCUCCUCUUCCCCCUCCCCAGCUGCUCCCUCACCAGGGAGUGGGGAGAGCUCGUCACCGCCACCCUGCACACCUCACCGUCAGGCCUCGUGCUCCACCCUCUCAAGUAGUGUAGGACUUUUAUAUAUCGGUGUGAUGCCCUUUCUACACAUGCAUAUGUAUUUCAUUUACACAGUCAUAUCAUGAUGACCUCUUUGGUACUAUUUUUUAAAACUUGCUUUCACUAGAUGUAUAUAUGAAAAUAAAUUAGUAGUAAUUUUUACUU
This is a messenger RNA of Portunus trituberculatus (swimming crab), 9160 nucleotides long. RefSeq names its product arginine-glutamic acid dipeptide repeats protein-like. NCBI's taxonomy places the organism in Eukaryota, Metazoa, Arthropoda, Malacostraca, Decapoda, Portunidae. Gene Ontology annotation, biological process: regulation of DNA-templated transcription. Gene Ontology annotation, cellular component: nucleus. Gene Ontology annotation, molecular function: transcription corepressor activity; chromatin binding; sequence-specific DNA binding. The record is from RefSeq and is a predicted model, not a curated record.